Messenger RNA from Tribolium castaneum (red flour beetle), 1387 nucleotides. It is a transcript of the gene Idgf2, whose product is annotated as imaginal disc growth factor 2. Gene Ontology annotation, biological process: carbohydrate metabolic process; chitin catabolic process. NCBI's taxonomy places the organism in Eukaryota, Metazoa, Arthropoda, Insecta, Coleoptera, Tenebrionidae. Gene Ontology annotation, molecular function: chitin binding; chitinase activity. Gene Ontology annotation, cellular component: extracellular region. The record is from RefSeq and is marked provisional.
ACACCACAAACCAUGGGCUCCUUCAAGCCACUUCUAUUUUUUGCUGUAGCUACUUUAUUCGCAGCUUACUGUAAAGCCGAAAGCAAAGUUGUUUGUUACUACGAUAGCAAGUCGCACUUCAGGCAGGGGCAAGCAAAAUUCGAAAUCACAGACCUAGAACCGGCCCUGCAAUACUGCACCCACCUUAUCUACGGCUACGCCGCCAUAGACGAGGAAACUUACAAACUAACUCCACUCAAUGAACAAUUCGACGUAAUUAAAGACAACUAUCGAAAAGUCACAGACCUCAAAAAACGCUUCCCUAAACUUAAAGUCCUACUUUCGGUUGGAGGCAACGCCGAUGUCAGCGGCCAAGACGAAGAAAAAAAUAUCAAAUACCGAAACUUAUUGGAGACCACAACUCGACGACUCGCGUUCGUAAACUCUGCCUACACCCUUGUCAAAGCUUACGGUUUCGAUGGCCUGGACUUGGCCUGGGAAUUCCCCGAGAACAAGCCGAAGAAAAUCCGAUCCAAACUUGGAAGUAUCUGGCAUUCGGUGAAAAAAACGGUAGCUGGAGACAAGGUAUUGGACGAGAAUGCGGCCGAACAUCGGGAACAGUUUGUUAGUUUAGUGAGGGAGCUUCGAGGGGCUUUCAAAGCCGAAAAUUUGUUGGUCACUUUAACCGUUUUGCCCAAUGUUAACAGCACAGUCUAUUAUGACCCUCGAGCUUUAUCACCAAACUUGGAAUUUGUCGUGCUUGAAGCGUUCGAUUUUUACACACCUGCAAGAAACCCGAAAGAAGCUGAUUAUCCUUCGCCCCUUUACGAAUUGGUUGAUCGGAGAAAUGACGAAAAUAUCGACGCUCAAGUCAAGUAUUGGAUGAGUAACGGGGCCCCCAGCGCCAAAAUCGUGUUGGGUCUCCCAACCUUUGGUCGCGCUUGGGCAAUGGACGACGAAUCCGACAUCAACGGCACUCCGCCUCUGCACAUCUCGGGCCCUGCUGAAGCAGGCCCCCUCACAAAAGACGCCGGUCUUUUAAGCUACCCCGAAAUUUGCACUUUACUCAACGACCCACAAAACGCCAAAACCCAGAAAGCUUUCCAAGUGAAAAGAGUCCCAGAUCCCUCAAAACGCAAAGGAUCCUACAUUUUUAGACUCCCUGAUGAAAAUAACAACGGCGGUUUUUGGGUCGGUUAUGAAGACACCGACACAGCCGGAUAUAAAGCCAGUUAUGUGAAAGCCAAAGGACUGGGAGGGAUUGCAAUUGUUGACUUGUCGUUGGACGACUUUAAGGGAACUUGCGGGCGGGAUAAAUACGAUAUUUUAAGAACCGCUAAAACGCAUUUGUAAAUGUUAUAACCGAUUGUAAUUAUUUUUGAAAAAAUAUACAACAUUAAAUAAACAA